Candidula unifasciata is the source of this 244-nucleotide messenger RNA. NCBI's taxonomy places the organism in Eukaryota, Metazoa, Mollusca, Gastropoda, Stylommatophora, Geomitridae. The record is from the annotation of a GenBank genome assembly.
CUCUGAUGGAGAAUCCAGCUCCUCUUCCUCAUCCAGCAGCUCUGGAUCCUCAGACGAUUCCGAUGAUUCUGAGACAGACGACUCUGAUUCUGACAGUUCUUCAUCUAGCUCAUCCAGCUCAGAAUCAUCAUCGUCCUCGUCUUCAUCAUCUUCAUCGUCCUCAUCAUCUGAUUCUAGUUCUGAAUCAGAAUCUGGCAAAGGUGACAAAGCCAAACAAAAGAAGAAGAGAAGGAAGUCAGACUAA